AUGAAGCAGUUUGUGAAGUUUUCCCCACUAUUGAUCCUCGUAGUAAUAAGCUUAGCCAAAAUAUCGAUGGUGGACGCUGCGACGGGAAUGAACCCCCCGGUGAAGCUGGUAUGGCAUUAUUACAAAGAUACUUGUGAUGAUGCAGAAACUUAUAUUAGAUAUCAAGUCGAAAAGUUUUAUAGGAAUGACACUACCAUUGCUCCCAAGCUCCUUCGUCUUCUCUACUCCGAUUGUAUGGUUAAUGGGUGUGAUGCUUCGGUUCUUUUGCAAGGACCAAAGUCAGAGAGGACAGCUCCCCAGAACCGAGGACUUGCAGGCUUUGUGCUAAUCGAUAAGAUAAAACAAGUUCUUGAAUCGCGUUGUCCCGGUGUCGUUUCUUGCGCUGAUAUCCUCAAUCUUGCCACUAGAGAUGCUGUUCACAUGGCCGGUGCACCGUCUUACCCUGUGUUUACCGGGAGAAGGGACGGUGGGGAACUCAAUCCAGACGCCGUGGAUCUACCUUCACCGUCUAUCUCAUUUGAGGAGUCACUGGCAUACUUCAAGUCCAAAGGCCUUGACGUUUUGGACAUGACUACUCUUUUAGGAGCACACUCAAUGGGGAAGACACACUGCAGCCACAUAGUGAACAGACUAUACAACUUCAAGGACACAGGGAAACCAGAUCCGACCAUGAACACAACCUUGGUUUCACAACUUCGAUAUCUUUGUCCUCCAAGAACUCAAAAGGGCCAAACCGAUCCAUUGGUUUACCUAAACCCAGACACAGGCUCGAGCAACAGAUUCAGCAGCUCUUACUAUUCUCGUGUCUUGUCUCAUAACGCUGUUUUGGGAGUGGACCAACAGUUGCUCUACAACGAUGACUCCAAGGAGAUCUCGCAAGAGUUCGCUUCAGGUUUUGAAGAUUUCAGAAAGUCUUUUGCUUUGGCAGUGUCGAGGAUGGGUUCUAUCAAUGUGCUGACCGGAAAAGCUGGAGAGAUUCGCCGAGAUUGCAGAGUUACCAACACUAACUACGCAGCUUAA
This is a messenger RNA of Microthlaspi erraticum, 1020 nucleotides long. Lineage: Eukaryota; Viridiplantae; Streptophyta; Magnoliopsida; Brassicales; Brassicaceae. The record is from the annotation of a GenBank genome assembly.